This is a messenger RNA of Pelodiscus sinensis (Chinese soft-shelled turtle), 1074 nucleotides long. The record is from RefSeq and is a predicted model, not a curated record. Lineage: Eukaryota; Metazoa; Chordata; Testudines; Trionychidae.
CUGCAUUUUGGGGCUAUGGUGGAUUUUCCAUCUCCGGGAGCGUUUGCAUCAAGACUGGAGCUCUUUAAAAGCGAUGGGUGGGACCUUUCUGGAGAAAUCCUUGGGGGAGGGUCCUUGCUCUGUGCUGCGUGGAAAGUCAGGGUGAGCUGCCUGCAAAAUCCAGCACUCAACCUGGAUGCAAAGGAAGCAUCUGGAGUCAUGGAGCCAAUAGAAAAACCGAUUCCUUCCAGACCCCCCCACACGCUGCGGCAAAGCGAGCAUGAAGCACUGCCUGGGAUGUGUCUCACGUUGACACCACUGGGUGCAUCUGCAGCAAGCUGUGGCUCUGCCCAGUCUUCUUUCAAGACCCGGCCUGGAGACGACGAGAUGAAAAGAAGCCUUAAAACAGAGACCCACAGCUCCUUGAAAACAUGCCCUUCCAUUGCAGAGCUGGAACCAGGGGACUUGAUUGAGAUCUUCCGCUUCGGAUACCAGCACUGGGCCAUCUACGUGGGAGACGGCUAUGUUGUUCACCUGGCCCCCCCUAGUGAGGUGCCUGGAGCAGCCUUUGCCAGCCUGAUGGCCACCCUGACCAACAAGGCCCUGGUGAAGAAGGAGCAUCUCCAGGAUGUGGUGGGGAGGCACCGCUACCGGCUCAACAACAAGCACGACAGGAAGUUCCCCCCACUGCCAGUGGGGAAGAUUGUGCGGGCCGCUGAGCAGCUGGUGGGCCAGGAGAUGUCCUACAAAGUCACCAGCGAGAACUGCGAGCACUUCGUCACGGAGCUGAGAUACGGCGUGCCCAGGAGCGACCAGGUGCGGGAUGUCUUGGUGGGGGUGAGCGUUGCUGGGCUCGGCCUGGCUGCCCUGGGCCUCCUUGGGGUUGCAGUCCAAAGAAGAAAACGCCAGAACCAGUAACAGACUGAGUGGAUCAGUGGGAUUUGGGUUUUUUUGGAUCCAAGCAGAAGAGACUUUGCAGCUGAUUUGGGGGUGCGCUAGGAGCUUUGUAUGUGUUGCUCUGUCCUCUACAGGGUGAGCAUCCUCCCCACCCCCUCACCAGCACAAUAAUAAAACCAGGAGAUUAGUACAAAGUCA